CCCAGCCGAUGGCGGAGAGAAGUGCGCAUGCGCGACUCUGGAGUGUGGGGUCUGUUUCGCCGUGCGGACGGCCUAUGGCUGGCGGCGGCGGUAGGCGACGAUGACUGAUUAUAGUGAGGAGCAGCGCAACGAGCUGGAGGCCUUGGAGUCCAUCUACCCGGACUCGUUCACGGUAUUGUCAGAAAAUCCAACAACUUUCACAAUCACUGUGACAUCUGAAGCAGGAGAAAAUGGUGAAACUGUCCAAACAACCCUUAAAUUUACCUAUAGAGAGAAAUACCCUGAUGAAACUCCGCUUUAUGAAAUAGUCUCACAGGAGAAUCUUGACGAUAAUGAUGUCACGGACAUAAUAAAACUACUAGAGCAACAGGUAGAAGAAAAUUUAGGAAUGGUAAUGAUCUUCACGCUAGUCUCAGCAGUACAGGAGAAAUUAAAUGAAAUAGUGGAUCUAAUAAAAACACGAAGAGAAGAGGAAAAGAAACAGAAAGAAAGAGAAGCAGAAGAAGAAGAGAAACAACGUUUUCAUGGCACUCCUGUUACCAUUGAGAAUUUCCUAAACUGGAAAGCAAAGUUUGAUGCAGAACUCCUAGAAAUAAAAAGGAAAAAAAUGAAAGAAGAGGAACAAGCAGGCAAAAAUAAAUUAAGUGGUAAACAGCUGUUUGAAAUGGAUCACAACCUUGACACUUCUGAUAUCCAGUUUCUGGAGGAAGCUGGAAACAGCGUGGAGGUUGAUGAAUCUUUGUUCCAAGAAAUGGAUGAUCUAGAGUUGGAGGAUGAAGAGGAUGACCCUGACUACAACCCUGUUAAUUUAGAUAGUGAUUAGACUUUUCUGAACUGGCUCUGUCAUCAGUAUGGACAUACAUGAGGCGAGAGGGGCAGGCAGGAAAACCACAGCAUCUGUGGAUUUAGUAAUGUGUAUCCUGUUUCUUUUUGUUUUCUUUUUUUCAAAGAAAAAAAAUAUUUUAAACCCAGAAGAAUGGUCUUCUGAUGACUCUCAUCAUAAAUAAAUUUAUAGUAAUAUUUCAAAUGAGAACUUUGAGGGACAUUGACCUCUCUGAAAAUGCUAUUCUAUUUUCUCAUAUCUUUUCCUUCCCACUUCUGUAAUUAUCCUUUGAAGAGAUUUGACAACGAGCAAGAUAGAAAGAUGUUAUAGCAAGCACUAAACACACCUGCAUCUGAAGGCUGAGCAGCUGUUCUGCUAUCUUCUCCCCUGGGAUAUACAUGGGCAGCUUUGAUGAAUAAAAGGGAUUGCAUACUAUGCAGUUAUUUUUUCUUUUUCUUUGUUUUCUUUUUUUCUUCUGUGAAAUUUUAUAAAACUUAAAGUCAGUUCUGGUGCCCUCACCUAUCAGCUGUAGCUAGGCAGAAGCUGUCACAGUUUAAUAAGACAUAGCCUUUAAAGUUUAAUGGAAACCAUUUCCAUACUACUAAAGUAAAAUCUUUUGUCAUAGUUGAGAAUAAUAGUUUCAAAAUGUUUAAGUUUAAAAUGCUAACUUUAAGUCUGUAGAAAAAAACAAACAAAACAGAAUGAGAUUAAGUCCUCUUAUUGGAAUUUUUGAACUUUUGCAUCAAUGAACUUCAUGGUGGGGGGAAAUGCCUUAGGAAAGUUGAUUUGCAUUUGGUAACAGACUGUGUUAAAAUACCUGUUAGUGGAGUGCAGAUUAUGGUACCAGGAUUUAUGGAGUGCUUAUAGAUUUGAAUGUAAUGGAUGCUUUAAAAGCAUCUUGUUGUGCUAACCUUUACAGGUUGCCAAUGUACAGUAAGGGUACUAAACAAUUCAGCAAUGUUAACCAUUCUACUGAGUUGCUUACGGAGCUAUUAGCUUGGUAUUAGACGACUCUUCCCAUCCCACCUCCAAAAAAAAAACCCCAAACACUGCGAGAACUGUGUGUUUAAAUGCUGUGUUUGAGGCUGCAUCAGCUAGAAGGAUUACAACAUGGAUGAGGGUUUCAGAAGACAGCUUUCCAUACAGAGAAUGACCAGGCACCUCAAUGAUUAAACACUGUGUGCUGAAUUUAAAAUACUGUUAGUAGACUGCCUUAACUAUGCCAGCUUCAACCAUUGAAGAGGGUUGCACUAAAGUAUCACAGUGCUUAGGGGAAUAAUAAAUUUAUGAACUUUAAUAUUUGGAAAUUCCAUAUUCAAAAUAAAUUUAAUUCUGGAAAUAAUGGUGUAUAAGAUCCUCUGCUCAAAUAGCUGGACAACACCCAUUUCAGAUGAUCUUCAACAUGUUUCAGUAGUCUUUUCUCUUUGUAUGCUAGUAGAGAGAAAUAAAUGUUAAAGUACCCUGUAAAUACUUUUAUAAAUUAACCAUGUGCCUUUGUUCUUACUGUCCUCUAUUUGAUCUUUUUAAUUUUGGCUAUGAAGCAUAGAAUCUAGACAAGCAUCUAGAUUUCAGUGAUAAUGAAUGUUUCACAGCAAUAAGCAGGAUCUGUGUUCCAGCAGAGUUACCAAAUAUAUUAAAAUAUGAGCUAAUGUGGUAUUAAAUCUGACUUUUCCAAAGAUACGGUUGAUUUGAAAGCUUCAUAGUGACUACAUCAAGCUUCCUGUGUAAUUGCUAGAAUGCUUUAAAAUGCUCUUCAGCACUAAAAUUAAUUUACUUCUGGUAUGUCUCAAUUCAGCUGCAUAAAAAACAUUCAGCUCCCAAGGCUGCUUUCCAUUUUCAGCUAUGUAUGUUUAAAACUAGCCUUUUUUUAUAAAAAGGGUAAACUGGUUCUCUUUAUAUCUGGACUGAAUCCAAGAAUGCUGUGUAAUCUGUGCAAAAUGUGAUAAUCUGAGAAUAUUUUUUGAGUGGGUCACGGACAAGAAUCAUCUAUUUAUGAAAGAAAUUUUCUUGUUAAUGGUAUUUCUAGAUUAAUGAGAUUUUUCUAGUCUGUUUUCACACUAACAUAUUUAUUGAGUUUCAUGCAGAGGAUGUAUAGCUUAAAACUGUUAAAAUUAUGUCAACCAAGUUAAAAUCUGAAACUGUGUUUUCACUGUUACAUCUUGUAUUUCAAAGCAGAGGAAAUAAGGGUUGAAGUGACAAAAAAGAUAAAAAUGGGUAAACUCCAUUCCUCCAAGUCUUUGGAACAAGAUUCAAUGACUGAAUCUGAACUUCAGAUUUGUUUAGCUUUGUUAGCAAUUAACAUCUGUGAAAUAAAAGUGAAUUUGAGAGUAA
Molecule: messenger RNA, 3154 nt
Organism: Melopsittacus undulatus (budgerigar)
Lineage: Eukaryota; Metazoa; Chordata; Aves; Psittaciformes; Psittaculidae
Gene: RWDD1
Product: RWD domain containing 1
Exons: 7
Coding region: 101-823 (240 amino acids)
Biological process (GO): cytoplasmic translation
Molecular function (GO): protein binding
Source: RefSeq, a predicted model, not a curated record